UGUCAAAGUCACAUGGAUUUGUGUGAAAGAGGAAAUAAGCCUUUUGCUCUAAAUGACUUAAUUCUCGUUAUUGAGUGGUUGGUCACUGGUACACUGAAAAAUAGAAGAGGAAUCAGAUAAAGGCAGUUGGGAACUCGGGCUAAGAAGAAGCGAACUUGCUCUCAGAACACUUAAGAAAACAUCUCAGGUUGCAGGAAGUUGUUGUGGCGCUCUUUUUUUCUCUUUUGCAUUGUUGUGGCAUGCAUGUAGGUUACACGGUGACGUUCAUGUUUGAGAUCUGACAGGCUGUUCAGAAAGCACACGUACUUCUCCGAGAGGGUUUGUGAGAAGACUCAAGUGGGCGCUUGGAAAAAUGUGACGGUCUGCGGGGAUGUGGAAACAGAGACGCUCGGCUUUGUGAGAGAGUUUAGUAAAGCCCCAGAGAGAGGGAGAGAAAUAAAGAGAGAUCGAGAAGGAAAUGUAGAAAGGGAGAGGGGAGUGUCUGUUCUGAGAGUUUCCUGUGAAGAGCUGCAGACAUACAGAGCUGAUAUAGAGAGGGAAGAGAGGAGGAAAGAAAGCUGGCGACAUCACAAGGUCCUACAGGUGAAACUGAAGUGCAUCAUUUACAUCAAGUUGAAACCACACCAUCAGCAUGGGAAAGCAGAACAGCAAGCUCCGUCCCGAGGUGAUACAGGACCUGUUGGAGAACACAGACUUCACUGAGCAUGAGAUCCAGGAGUGGUACAAGGGCUUCCUGCGGGACUGUCCCAGCGGCGCGCUCAGCAUGGAGGAAUUCAAGAAGAUCUACGGCAACUUCUUCCCCUAUGGAGAUGCAUCAAAGUUUGCGGAGCACGUCUUCCGAACCUUCGACGCCAACGGAGACGGAACAAUAGAUUUCAGAGAGUUCAUUAUCGCCCUGAGCGUCACGUCACGUGGCCGUCUGGAUCAGAAGCUGAAGUGGGCCUUCAGUAUGUACGAUCUGGAUGGCAACGGAUACAUAAGCAAGGCGGAGAUGCUGGAGAUCGUACAGGCCAUCUAUAAAAUGGUUUCUUCAGUGAUGAAGAUGCCAGAGGACGAGUCUACACCUGAGAAGCGCACGGAUAAGAUCUUCCGCCAGAUGGACACCAAUCGUGAUGGUAAGCUGUCACUCGAAGAGUUUGUAGAGGGUGCAAAGAGCGACCCAUCCAUCGUGCGACUGUUGCAGUGCGACCCCAGCAGUGCGGGACAGUGAAUCAGCAGUCAUAACCUCUCUUCCUCAAGUCUUUCUGUGUUUGCUCUCCUUCAAAUAUCAGCAGAGCAUGGACUCCAAAACCACAGGCCUAUCUCAGUGUCUGUGGGUUUCCCGCUGAACACCACGCAUGAGAACAUUAUUUCCCCACAGACACAGAUCAGGUAACGGUGAGCACCGGACAUACAGAGAUCAUACACAAGAAGCUUGUGUCCAUGUCUCUCUGGAUUUUGAAUUCCUCAUAUAAGGCUAUUUGCAAUUUAACACAACGGGUGACAUCACAUCCUGUUGUAAGCUUUUGGUACUGAAAUAAACCCCUUCGAAAAGAGCUUUAAAUAAUAAUAGAGAGGGAGUCGAAGCAAAAUUUUCCAAGUGUGCAAAAUGCACCAGAUAAUGUGACACUUUGUCAAACUUAAGAAACAGCUAAAUAUAGUUUAUUUAAGAAUUAUUUUUAAGAAUUUAAUAAAUUCAAUAAUUUUACACAAACUUUGACAAACGUUAUUCCUAGUGUUCCUAGUAUUUCAAUUCCAUUCAUCACAUACAUCUAUUUAAAAGAGAGUCACUUAGGCGACAUAUCAGUUUUUUUACGUGAAUUUUUUUUUUUUUUUUAUUGCAUUAUGAUGUCAGAGCCUGUGCUAGAUUCUUAAAAGGGCGGUUGGGGUUAAGUUUUAUCGUGAUGAAAAAAAAAAAAACAUUUAAUUUAAACAUUAAUACUCGCUGCAUAGGACUGACAGUAACCAAAUAGUUGGAAAAUUUCAUAAAACAAAGAAAUAUUUGCAUAGGGACAACAAUAAUAUUGAUCUUGCUGCUUCAAAAGAGAAGAAACAUUAAAAAGUAUUAGACAAAAAAAAAAUUGUAGAUAUAAUUUAUGGUUUAACUUGAUGGCUAAGUGAAAAUUUAUCACACCACAAAAAAAAAAAAAAAAGUUUUUCUUCUAAAUGUCUGUUAUUUUUGAAAUAUGACAUUUUCUUUUGAUUCAAAUAAUCAUUUGUACAGUAAAAGCAUAUGUAUGUAGGACUGCACAUGCACGACGGACCAUUACUGCCAGACACCAUCCAACACAUUCACCUCAGCUUCCAGACACCUUCUACUCACUCCAGACCUCGAUUCAAUCCAUCUUCUGCCCACACCGUCAGCUGUGAACCAAUACUACAGCUUAGCACGAGCGACUAGUUCAACUACUAUUCAUAUCUGACUGAAUCUUAGCCUUAGUAUUCGGUUCAGGUCUUUAUUUUUAUAUCCGUCUCAAAUAAUUUUGCACGUUGUACACCUCAAACUGAAUGUAUUCUCUGCAUCUACUGGGACAUUCUGUACAUUUCAGGAUGAAUAUGUGUGUAUGUGAUGCUUUUUGAGUACUUGUGUGUUUAUUCAGCGUUUGUCUAUGCAUACUGUACGUUUGGGUCAGCACUUGUUAAUGUGUAAGAAGAUUUCUACACAACCUCAGGGUUUUAAAUGCAAGGGACUGUGUAAAUGGACAGCAUAUGCUUUUUAUCUGUAGUCCAUUUAUAAAUGCACAAACACUCGCUCACAUGCAAACCACAUCAUAUCUGAGGCCACAUGAGAGAUGGAUAGCCAUCGGAAACUCUCUGCGGUUUUAUUUUCAGUGAAGUCAAUGUUGUAAUGAUCAAACUUUCCUCAGCCACAUGCUGAUAAGACCAGCUCAUGAAGGAGCUUGAAUUCAAAACUGAUCAUUUCGAUUUGUAGAUUCUCCUUCAUGAAAACAAUUUAGCAUCUGGCAUUUCAUUUCUGAACCACAGAAGAGACAGCAGCAUGUGGUCAAGUGCCAAACACAGAUUAAUAUAAAUGGCAAAACAAACAGUGUUCUAUCAGUGUUUGCUGUACAACUGUUAUCUGUCAAACUAUAUGUCAUUAUCAUUUUGUAGAUUUUAUAUGGUAACCUGUACAUUGUGUGAGUGUAGAUAUUAUGAACGCAGGCAUCUGUUUUGGUUAUAUCAUAAAUAAAAAUCUUAAGAAAGAAAA
Messenger RNA from Cyprinus carpio (common carp), 3187 nucleotides. RefSeq names its product neurocalcin-delta B-like. NCBI's taxonomy places the organism in Eukaryota, Metazoa, Chordata, Actinopteri, Cypriniformes, Cyprinidae. Gene Ontology annotation, biological process: calcium-mediated signaling. Gene Ontology annotation, molecular function: calcium ion binding; actin binding; tubulin binding. The record is from RefSeq and is a predicted model, not a curated record. Gene Ontology annotation, cellular component: cytosol.